Molecule: messenger RNA, 1691 nt
Organism: Anguilla anguilla (European eel)
Lineage: Eukaryota; Metazoa; Chordata; Actinopteri; Anguilliformes; Anguillidae
Product: fibroblast growth factor 20-like
Exons: 3
Coding region: 598-1224 (208 amino acids)
Biological process (GO): fibroblast growth factor receptor signaling pathway; animal organ morphogenesis; positive regulation of gene expression
Cellular component (GO): cytoplasm
Molecular function (GO): growth factor activity; fibroblast growth factor receptor binding
Source: RefSeq, a predicted model, not a curated record
UGCACCUGUCACGCGUCUUCCAGGCACUCUCAAAACACAUCAUCCUAUAGUGAGCAGACUCAUACCCGGGUAAUCACCUCUUGUGUCGCUCACCCCUCAAGAAAGGGCCAAGGAGACAUCUUAAAUGAAUAUUAUUCUCUUGAAAGGAAAACUCUUUCGCACUUUUCUGCGCUCUUUUCGUAAUCCGCCAAUGCAAUGACCCUGCGAACAACCUGAGUUUCAACAUCAAAGGCGUGAAGAUAUUGAGGAUCAAGGAAAAAUAUUUCAAAAAGAAACCAUCUUAAGAGCCCAAUUAACAUAUAUCAGAAGGACAUUUACAUAUGGUAUGUAUUUAAAAGGGUGGCAUACAGUAUCAGUAUCAGUACAAUAUCAGUACUAGAGCAUUCCGCUGAACAGAAUCGGUGACUAAAGGGAAUCCUAAACACCGUAGUCACAAGGAACAGUCAGAGAGAGAGAGAGGGAGCAUGUGUUAAGUAACGGACGCGGAUGUAAACACGCAGUAAGCAGCAAUCGUCUACUGCGCAAAGGUGUUUUCUCCAGACCGCUCCGGCUGAAGUUUCCUGAUCCGAGAGACGGCAACGAACGGCGCAUUUUGUGAUGGCUCCUGUUGGCGAAGUGGGAAGCUUCUUGCACGGUAUCGAAGGUUUCGGACACGUCGGAUCCCAUUUUGUUCUGACGCCCGCCGGGGAGAGUACAGCUCUGUUGGGCGAGCACCUGGUCCCGGCGGAGAGACUUUCCCGGAGUACCUCCGCGGAUUUAAUGCAUUUAAAGGGGAUUCUGCGUAGAAGACAGUUGUACUGUAGAACUGGAUUUCACCUGGAAAUACACCCAGACGGAACCGUGCAGGGGACGAGAAAAGACCACAGUCGAUUCGGUAUUUUGGAAUUCAUCAGUCUUGCAGUUGGAAUGAUAAGCAUACGAGGGGUGGACAGUGGACUGUACCUGGGAAUGAAUGACAAAGGAGAACUAUACGGCUCUGAAAAGUUAACAGCAGAGUGCGUCUUCCGGGAACAGUUUGAGGAGAACUGGUACAACACCUAUUCGUCCAACCUCUACAAGCACGGAGACAAGGGCGCCCGCUAUUUUGUGGCCCUGAACAAGGACGGCACGCCCCGAGACGGGACGAAGUCGAGGAGACACCAAAAGUUCACGCAUUUCCUCCCGAGGCCUGUGGACCCCGACCGGGUUCCGGAACUUUACAAGGAGGUCCUGGGACACAGCUGAGGGGCGGCGGAGGCGGCGGCUUAUUUUAUUUUCGGCGAAGAACGAAUUCGUGCUGCAGUCCGCGAGUUCCGUGGAAACAGGGAUGUAAGCGUGUUGUGGCUCCCCCCCGGUAGCGGGACAGAGGAGGGCCGAUGGCGGGAUAGCACGGGCGGGGAGGGGGGGCCCCUCCUGGGAGCAUAAAAGGAGUGCUCUCAGAAGCAGGAAGGACAGUCUAGAAUGUCAGGAUUCGAGCCAAGAGCCAGGACCCCGGAGCCAGGAGGUCCUUUUCUGUUUGAGGCUGGUCUGUCGCUGCUCGGAGCUGUGGGUAAAUGCAAGGGGGGUGCGGAUUAGCUUCAGAGCUGCUAGCAGAGCUGCUAGCAUCGCCCCCAUGGAGCAGAGCUGUUAGCAUCGCCCCACAGAGCGGAGCUGUUAGCAUCGCCUCACAGAGCAGAGCUGCUAGCAUCGCCCCACAGAGCAGAGCUGCUAGC